GCCCAUCGUUCAAACUCAUCAUGAACCAAGAAGACGACGACGCCCUUCGCGCCGCGCUCGCGCAGGCCGAACAGUUCAAGAACGAAGGAAAUGAAGCGCUCAAGGAGAAGGACUACGCAGAAGCCAUCCGUCUGUACACGUGCGCGCUGGAUCUGGACCCAACCAACGCGAUCUACCUCAGCAAUCGCAGUGCAGCGCACUUGAGCAACGACUCCAAGACCAAGGCGCUGCGGGACGCCGAAGCAUGCAUUGAACACAAACCCAAUUGGUGGAAGGGUUACAUGCGCAAGGGUGCUGCCGAGCAUGCAUUGAAUCGAUUUGAUCUGGCGAAGCAAACGUACUUUCGAGGGUUGGAGAAGGACCCGGGCAAUGCAUCGUUACAGGACGCCAUCGAAGACGUGCGUGUGGCACAGGAAACAUACUCGUUGCAACUGAAGAAGGAGAAUGCCGAGAAGGAGGCGGUCCGACUAGCGCAGGAGGCGGUGGCGAAGGCCAAGGCUGACGAGGAAGCGCUUCUCGCGUCCUUCAUGGACGAAGUCGAGGCGCUCGAGGAUCAGGCCAACACGGUCAAGAAACCCGCGCCCGUGGAACGCGUCAAACCUCCCGUGGAUUUUGGCACACCGGAAGGACAGAUCAUUCGGUUGUUGCAGCCGCAUUUUGAAUGGAUCAAUUUAAAUCCGUUCCGUGUGCUCAUGCUGGACACGGACGCCACGGACGAAGAAAUCAAGCAGCAUUAUCGCAAAUUGUCGGCCAUGGUGCAUCCAGAUAAGAACCCUGAUCCCCGCGCCCGCGAAGCUUUUGAAGAAAUCAAAAAAGCUCACGACCAAAUGCUCAACGAAGACCGCCGAAAAACGUGCAUCCGCAUGAUUGACAACGCCAUCGAGAGCGUCGCGGUCGAGCGCAAGCAAAAGCUCAAAAAGUUCCGCGCCGACCAACUGCCCGACCUCGCCGAUCUCAACGACAAGGCGGUGCUCAAAGCGUUUGCCGAGAGUGAGAACCGCCGGCGGAACGUCGAGUCGCGCGAGAUGAAGCAGCGCCGCCGCGAAGCCGAGCAAGAAGAGGCUGAGAAGGAAAAGGAACGAGCAGCGUACAAGCACGACAAGGAGUGGUCGCAGACCGAGCGUCGGGAGAAACGCAUGGCGAAUUGGCUCGGCGUACAGACGGAUCCAUCUAAGAAGGUUAAGACCAUCCCCAAGAACGUCGGGUGGCAGCGAGAAGAGAAGAAGGAGGCCAAGAAGCAUGGCGUGGUUGCAGGGGACGAGUACAAGAAGAGCUGGAAGUAACGAUCCUAGUAGUAGUACUAGUAGUAGUA
Aphanomyces astaci is the source of this 1312-nucleotide messenger RNA. RefSeq lists its product as hypothetical. Gene Ontology annotation, cellular component: nucleus. The record is from RefSeq and is a predicted model, not a curated record. The coding region runs from base 21 to 1283 and encodes 420 amino acids. The transcript has 5 exons. NCBI's taxonomy places the organism in Eukaryota, Oomycota, Saprolegniomycetes, Saprolegniales, Verrucalvaceae. Gene Ontology annotation, molecular function: protein binding.